AUGCCGGACCUAAAUCUCUUACAUGUUCUUGGCGGUGAAGUCAUGACGAGAGUGCCUUCCAAUACAUCUACGAUUUCUAAGAUAUCUACGAUGUCAAAUGCAUCCGAUGAAUUUGCGCCUGUUGUAUCUGUUACCGCGGCUUUUACAAAUACAAUCCCUCCUCAUUUCGAAUCAGUAUCAAGUAUUGAAAUUUCCAAAGCUUCCGUCCGCAAAGAUGACCCAGGCCGUAAUGACGAAUUAGUCCGAAAAGAUCAUCAAGCCCGUAAAGACGAGCCACUCCGCGAAUAUGAACCAGUCCGCGAAUAUAACCCAGCCCGUAAAGACGAACCAGUCCGCGAAGAUGACCUAAAGUCCAACUCCCCCACCCAAGUCACAACAGUCGUCUUCGCACCUGCUACCGUAGCCGUGGCACGAAAGUCCAAAGCUAAUGAACUCUUAGACCGCCAAGAACGCGCUAUUGCUGCUCUACUUACCCGAUUCAAGAAUCUGGUUUUACUUGCUGCAUUACCUACUGAAGAUGCAUUUGCGAAGGAAACUGCCGCUGCAGAAGGACUGAGAAUGGAGGUUGAAAGUAAUGCUUUGACGAGCGCAGCAGAAGACCUAUUGAAGCUGACUAGAGAAUUGAAGGAACUGUGGACUUUCGGGCCAUUGAGGGGAAUUGGUGAAGGAGAAGGAGAUGGAGAAAUGGAGGCUGAUUCGAAGAAGGUCGCGGAAUUGAUUGAGAAGCAACUGGAGAAACAACAUGAGCAAGAGAAAAUUAAGGCAUAA
Sclerotinia borealis F-4128 is the source of this 768-nucleotide messenger RNA. NCBI's taxonomy places the organism in Eukaryota, Fungi, Ascomycota, Leotiomycetes, Helotiales, Sclerotiniaceae. The record is from the annotation of a GenBank genome assembly.